AUGGACAUAAUGAACUCUGAGGAGAAGUCCUUUCUCAGGAGGAGGUCCUGUCUAGGUCCUGUCUCUCAGGGGGCGGUCCAGUCUCUCAGGAGGAGGUCCAGUCUCUCAGGAGGAGGUCCAGUCUCUCAGGGGGAGGUCCAGUCUGUCAGGAGGAGGUCCAGUCUGUCAGGAGGAGGUCCAGUCUCUCAGGAGGAGGUCCAGUCUCUCAGGGGGAGGUCCAGUCUCUCAGGGGGAGGUCCAGUCUCUCAGAGGGCGGUCCAGUCUCUCAGGGGGCGGUCCAGUCUCUCAGGGGGCGGUCCAGUCUCUCAGGGGGCGGUCCAGUCUCUCAGGGGGAGGUCCAGUCUCUCAGAGGGCGGUCCAGUCUCUCAGGGGGCGGUCCAGUCUCUCAGGAGGAGGUCAGACAGCCAGAGGACGCAGUGGGACGACCCGUUCACGUCACUAUUGUCCCGUCACAGGCCUCAGAUCUGGGGCAUGGAGCUCACCGCCACAAAGCAGCAGCCAAAUGCACACACACUCCGACAGAUGCCCCACUAA
This is a messenger RNA of Knipowitschia caucasica, 534 nucleotides long. NCBI's taxonomy places the organism in Eukaryota, Metazoa, Chordata, Actinopteri, Gobiiformes, Gobiidae. The record is from the annotation of a GenBank genome assembly.